Messenger RNA from Linum trigynum, 3873 nucleotides. Lineage: Eukaryota; Viridiplantae; Streptophyta; Magnoliopsida; Malpighiales; Linaceae. The record is from the annotation of a GenBank genome assembly.
GGUUCGUAGAAUCACUCUCAGUCCAGGAAAUUUUAAAAAAGACUCUCAUUUUCCAAUUUUAUCAUUAUAUUAUAUAUAGAUUUGUUACAAAAAAAUGGUUAUACUCGUUACAAAGGUCCAUGUUUUGGUUACACUUCUGUAUUUUGCCUAAACUAAACUACACAUUCAAUUUAAUAUUAAUGUUUGAAUCAAUACUAUUUGAGUUUUGAUUUCAGAACUAAUCUCAUUCUAUAAAAUAUAAAUAACUUAAAGAUAAAAUAUAAAUAUAGAAGCAUCAUCACCAAACAUAUUCCUAGAGUUUAAUCAAAGAAAUAACAAUAAAUAAAAUAUAGCCUAGUUGGUUAUAAUGCUCUUUUUCGUUUAAUUGACCCAGGUUCGAACUCCAAUGAUAACAUUUUUAAUGUAUAAAGAUAAAGUGGGUGCAAUGACAAAAAUGACCUUCCUAAAAUCACUCUCAGGCCACGAAAUUUGAAAUGGGAGAAUUUCAACCCAUGUUUUGCUUUUAUGUAUCUUGUAGAUAAAUUACUUAAAGAUAAAAUAUAAAUAUAGAAGCAUCAUCACCAAACAUAUUCCUAGAGUUUAAUCAAAGAAAUAACAAUAAAUAAAAUGUAGCCUAGUUGGUUAUAAUGCUCUUUUUCAUUUAAUUGACCCAUGUUCGAACUCCAAUGAUAACAUUUUUAAUAUAUAAAGAUAAAGUGGGUGCAAUGACAAAAAUGACCUUCCUAAAAUCACUCUCAGACCACAAAAUUUGAAAUGGGAGAAUUUCAACCCAUGUUUUGCUUUUAUGUAUCUUGUAGAUGAGUGGAUGGUGGGGUAAAUGCAAAGUUUGGUCACUGAAUUUUCUAAAACAUGUCAUGUUUAGUCACUGGAAAAAAUAAAUAUCAAUUUUAGUCACUCGAAUUCUUAAAACGGUCCACAUUUAGUCUCUCUCCGUUAACUUUAACUAAUGUAGCAGUCAACCCUAACAGUUGAUCGUUAAAUGUCUGACGUGGCAAUUAAAAAAUUAAUAAAAUUUAAAUUUUUAUUAUUUUCACAGCAUUAAAAUAAUAAAUUAACUUAAUAAAGAAAAAAAAUCCUUCGCUUUUCUUUCCACCACCGUUGUUGAAGGAGAUGUUUUCUCUGGUGCGAUGACCGACAGUGUCUCCGAGAAUAAUGCGGUCAAGGUCACCUAAAGAGGGAUUUAUAUUAAGUAAUUAUGUAGGUGUUCCCUAGUCACGAGGAGAGAGAGAGCUCCCCCUAUAAUUACCGGCUAGCUGCUACUGCAUAAUCUACACUCGACUGAAGAUCAAGAAUGCCAUUUAGGCAACUGAGCGGCGCCCUCCCCUGUUUCCUCUCUGUCGCGUGCUUUCCUCGUGCUCAGCUCCUCCUCCGGUGAGACCCUACUUCUCCGCCUUCUACUCAUUCAAUUUUCAUAGGGCUAUACUAUUAUUCCAAUGUUUGAUUUCUGAUUCAGCUUUUUUUCAUAAAUGCAUUCCUCCAGAGUUUUGUUGGCUCGGCGCACGGUGCUGCUGCAAGGGUCUUAGUCUCGGCUUUCAGUUGCGGCGAGGAGACAUAAGGCCGCAAAAUGGGCCGUCGACUAGCUCUCCACCGCCACCGAGUGGACCGCCAAAGCACGGACGGUGGUGGACCGUAUUGUUUACCUCUUCAAACACUGGCCGAAGCGCACCGCGACGAAGUGGUGAAGGAAGAUUCCUGGAAUUUUCCAGAUCCGGCGCUGCCGACGGGAACGGUGAUCAAGCCGUUGCAGCCCUCUUCACAGACCACCAAGAGCUCCGACGCCGUUGGGACAAACAGCUUCGUCGCGUCGGGCGGAGGACUCUGUCGGUGUCGUUGCCUCCACCAACGCGGUGGAGCUCACUACUACCCAGGCCUUUGAAGCCGCCAACAACGGUUUAGAGAUUUUGAAAGGUCAUUUUGAGGAUCUAUCGCCGGGUCAAGAGACCAUUUUUGCUCUCAUCGGUCACCGCACCGGAGAAAAGAUCUUCUUCAACAACGGUGGUGGAAAGAAAAUCGGAGGAAUUUUUUAUUUAUUUUAAUUUAUUAUUUUAAUGAUGUGGAAAUACUAAAAUAAUUAAAUUUAUUUUUUAUAAUUUUUUAAUUGCCACGUUAGACAUUUAACGAUAAACUAUUAGGGUUGACUGUCACAUCAGUUAAAGUUAACGGAGAGUGACUAAAUGUGUACCGUUUUAAGAAUUCGAGUGAUCAAAAUUGAUAUUAAUUUUUUCCACUGACUAAACAUGACACGUUUUGGAAAACUCAGUGACCAAACUUGGCAUUUAUCCAUGAAUGGUGAUAGGUGUUACUGAAGCGAUUCGAUAUGGUAUGUAGAUUCUAAACAUGAUCUCUUGAGAAUAUACAAAAUUGUCCCACCCCAAGAGAAGAUCGUUGGCAGAGCUACUACAACACUUUUUUCUUAAAACAACUUAUUGAAUUGGUUACCUCAAGAGAGGUAUCAAACCGAUCAUCAUUAGUAUGUACAAACAAUUAGCUAGCUCAACAUCCUAUAAGAGAGAUUAAGGGAGAAAGAGAAACGUUCUUUCUUCAUUUAUCUCCUCUUCAGGAUUCAUAGUUUCUCCCUCAUGCUAAGCCUUAAUCACCCAUAAAACAUAUACAGAGGAUUUACCAUGAAUCAAUGAUGAUUAAUACAUUGAUGUGAAUUGAUGAUUGUCGAUGAUGGUUACUGACUAGUGUGAGAUCAUUAGAUGGUGUUGGUGGAGGAGAAGGAAAAGAUGCACAAUUUUGCAAAAUUUGGGAAAAAUAAGUAAAGUUGAACUAAAGAUUUGAAUGUAAGAUUUUAAAGAUUUUAAGGAUUAAAAUCGGGAAUGGAGUAGGAUUUUAAGGUAUAUAGAUUUUAUAGUGAAAUCAGAAUCGUAAUAAGUUCAUAAAAUCGUAUGAUUUAAAUCGGGAUUUUGACUGCUUUGGUUGAGUGAUUAUUUUGUAACUGACCCUACUCUAUAAAAGGAGAAAUCAACUACUGUAACUGGAUGUCGAAUAGAACUGGAUUCCAAUUAUCCAAAAAAAAAAAAAAAGAGGAAAGAAUAGAAUCGAAUUCCAAUUCUUCCUCCACCCUUCCAUUUGUUCUUCUUUUCUUCUCCUCUAUAUCGAUCCUUACUUCCUUCUUCAAAGCUCUCAAUUCCUUCUCAAUUCAGCAAUUGUCAUCCUCAUUUGUCAAAAUUGAUUUCGUCAUCCACCGAGUCAUUACACAAAAUGCCCGCAGCAAGGAAGCCCUCAUCUUGUCCUCCUCUUCUCACCAGUCAGCUCCUCCGCAUGAUGGCAGGUUUAUUAUUAACGUGGGAGAUAAUGUGUUCGCCAUCUCACAGAAUUUGUUUAGUGUCAAAGAGAUGUAACUGCCAUGGACAUGUAACAAUUAAAAAGUAAUUUAAUGUCAAACCAAAAAAUUACGAACAUAACUUCAAUGCUAACGUGAAAUAUUUUAGUUACUUAAAGUCCUUUCCUUUUAUAUUUUCAAAAAAUAUUUAUUUAUUUAUUAUUAAGAGAUCAAAUGUGCAUCCACAAAGUUGCUUUCACGUCCUUCCUCACCAUCGUAAGAAAUCAAAGUCACCUUCGUCCUAGACAAAUUUCUUGACCAAGAUCCCCUCACCAGUCUCCUCAAGAUUCUUUUACCAUUUCACAACAGUGUCAUUAUCCGGAACUCGAUGGUCUUCGCUACAACAUGGUCGGCGGCGAAGUAGUGAUUAUUAAAAGCACAAAACAAAGUAGUGUUUCGCGAUCUUACGUGGAAGACAGUUUAACAGUAAGUCCACCGAAGUUUACGUGGCAAUGGAUAUAUUCUAAAACGAUUUUAAUAUAUAUUUACUAGCUUUGUACCCGCCAUUUAUAAUCUUUAAAAUUAUAUAAAGACUUUGACAUGAU